UCCGACACCCCAUCAAUGGCCUUAUGAUGAUCAAACUGAAGAUGAAGCCAUACAUCAAAAUAACCAUUUGGGCCUUACUCUCCCUUUUAUUCUUCUUCUCAAAACCUUCUCAUCAACAAUAUAAUGCCUCUCCUCCACCAUUCCCAAAUCCAAGACUCUCGAAUGCUUACAUAGCUUUGCAAGCGUGGAAACAUGCAAUCACAUCAGACCCCAAAGGCUUCACUUCAAACUGGUAUGGUCCGAAUGUUUGCAGCUACAAUGGAGUCUACUGUGCCCCAGCCCCAGAUGAUCCUCACAUCAUUACUGUUGCUGGGAUUGACCUAAACCAUGCUGACUUAGCUGGUUAUUUACCUGAAGAGCUAGGCCUCCUCACUGACCUUGCCCUCUUCCACAUAAAUUCCAACAGAUUCUGCGGUGCCGUCCCAAAAAGCUUUAUCCAUCUCCACCUCCUUUACGAGCUAGACAUAAGCAACAAUCUUUUCUCUGGUGAGUUUCCUUCAGUUGUACUUUGCCUUCCUUCACUCAAAUUCCUUGAUAUAAGGUACAAUCAGUUCCAAGGAAGCAUACCAUCUGCUCUUUUCGACCUAAAACUCGAUGCUUUAUUCAUAAACAACAAUAACUUCCAAUCAACUCUGCCUAGAAACAUUGGAAACUCAACGGUUUCAGUGCUGGUUUUGGCCAAUAACAACCUUCAAGGUUGUUUGCCAUCUAGCAUAGGCAACAUGGCCAAAACCCUGAAUGAGAUUAUACUCUUGAACGUUGGUUUAGGCGGUUGUUUGCCCCAAGAACUAGGGCUGUUGAAGGAAGUAACUGUUUUUGAUGUGAGCUUUAACAAUCUUGUUGGAACAUUGCCUGAUUCUAUUGGGAAUAUGGUGAGUUUGGAGCAGCUAAAUGUAGCACAUAAUAAGCUUUCUGGCGAGAUUCCAGCGAGUAUUUGCUCAUUGCCAAGGCUGCAAAACUUCACCUACUCGUAUAACUACUUCUGCACUGAACCAUCCUUGUGCCUCAAGUUGCCUGAUAAGGAUGAUGAGCAGAAUUGCAUUCCAGGCAGACCAGCGCAAAGAUCACCUCAGGAAUGUCAGGCCUUUUAUUCACAUCCCGUGGACUGCAGUGCUUUUGGUUGUCAAGCUAGAAGAAGUCCACCUCCGCCAGUGAAGUAUCCACCACCACCUCCACCUCCACCACCUCCGCCAUUAUACUCUCCGCCUCCGCCUCGGCCUCGGCCUCCUCCACCGUUAUACUUUCCGCCUCCGCCUCCGUCUCCACUGGUAUAUCCUUCGCCUCCGCCACCAUCUCCACCUCCACCUGAACAACAUCCGCCUCCACCACCGCCACCUUCUCAACCACCAGAGGCUUGCACUCCUCCACCACCACCACCUGUUUACUAUUACCAUUAUCCGUGA
This is a messenger RNA of Coffea eugenioides, 1403 nucleotides long. RefSeq names its product leucine-rich repeat extensin-like protein 6. Gene Ontology annotation, molecular function: protein binding. The record is from RefSeq and is a predicted model, not a curated record. Lineage: Eukaryota; Viridiplantae; Streptophyta; Magnoliopsida; Gentianales; Rubiaceae.